Molecule: messenger RNA, 4464 nt
Organism: Knipowitschia caucasica
Lineage: Eukaryota; Metazoa; Chordata; Actinopteri; Gobiiformes; Gobiidae
Source: the annotation of a GenBank genome assembly
AUGGAGGAGACGAAGAACAGUGAGAAGUCAGAUUUUGCAACAAGGACUGGAGGAGGACUGGAGGAGGACUGGAGGAGGACUGGAGGAGGACUGGAGGAGGACUGGAGGAGGACUGGAGGUGGACUGGAGGAGGACUGGAGGAGGACUGGAGGAGGACUGGAGGAGGACUGGAGGAGGACUGGAGGUGGACUGGAGGAGGACUGGAGGUGGACUGGAGGUGGACUGGAGGUGGACUGGAGGUGGACUGGAGGUGGACUGGAGGAGGACUGGAGGAGGACUGGAGGUGGACUGGAGGAGGACUGGAGGAGGACUGGAGGUGGACUGGAGGAGGACUGGAGGUGGACUGGAGGUGGACUGCAGGUGGACUGGAGGAGGACUGGAGGAGGACUGGAGGAGGACUGGAGGAGGACUGGAGGUGGACUGGAGGUGGACUGGAGGUGGACUGGAGGAGGACUGGAGGUGGACUGGAGGUGGACUGGAGGUGGACUGGAGGAGGACUGGAGGUGGACUGGAGGUGGACUGGAGGCGGACUGGAGGCGGACUGGAGGUGGACUGGAGGUGGACUGGAGAGGACUGGAGGUGGACUGGAGGUGGACUGGAGGUGGACUGGAGGAGGACUGGAGGUGGACUGGAGGUGGACUGGAGGCGGACUGGAGGCGGACUGGAGGAGGACUGGAGGUGGACUGGAGGUGGACUGGAGGUAGACUGGAGGUGGACUGGAGGAGGACUGGAGGUGGACUGGAGGUGGACUGGAGGUGGACUGGAGGUGGACUGGAGGUGGACUGGAGGAGGACUGGAGGUGGACUGGAGGUGGACUGGAGGCGGACUGGAGGCGGACUGGAGGUGGACUGGAGGUGGACUGGAGGAGGACUGGAGGCGGACUGGAGGAGGACUGGAGGAGGACUGGAGGUGGACUGGAGGUGGACUGGAGGAGGACUGGAGGAGGACUUGAGGAGGACUGGAGGAGGACUGGAGGAGGACUGGAGGAGGACUGGAGGAGGACUGGAGGAGGACUGGAGGAGGACUGGAGGCGGACUGGAGGAGGACUGGAGGAGGACUGGAGGAGGACUGGAGGCGGACUGGAGGAGGACUGGAGGAGGACUGGAGGAGGACUGGAGGAGGACUGGAGGAGGACUGGAGGUGGACUGGAGGAGGACUGGAGGUGGACUGGAGGAGGACUGGAGGUGGACUGGAGGUGGACUGGAGGUGGACUGGAGGAGGACUGGAGGUGGACUGGAGGUGGACUGGAGGUGGACUGGAGGAGGACUGGAGGAGGACUGGAGGAGGACUGGAGGAGGACUGGAGGAGGACUGGAGGAGGACUGGAGGUGGACUGGAGGUGGACUGGAGGUGGACUGGAGGAGGACUGGAGGAGGACUGGAGGUGGACUGGAGGUGGACUGGAGGAGGACUGGAGGAGGACUGGAGGAGGACUGGAGGAGGACUGGAGGUGGACUGGAGGAGGACUGGAGGUGGACUGGAGGAGGACUGGAGGUGGACUGGAGGUGGACUGGAGGUGGACUGGAGGAGGACUGGAGGUGGACUGGAGGUGGACUGGAGGUGGACUGGAGGUGGACUGGAGGUGGACUGGAGGAGGACUGGAGGUGGACUGGAGGAGGACUGGAGGAGGACUGGAGGAGGACUGGAGGUGGACUGGAGGUGGACUGGAGGUGGACUGGAGGAGGACUGGAGGUGGACUGGAGGUGGACUGGAGGUGGACUGGAGGAGGACUGGAGGAGGACUGGAGGAGGACUGGAGGAGGACUGGAGGAGGACUGGAGGAGGACUGGAGGUGGACUGGAGGUGGACUGGAGGUGGACUGGAGGAGGACUGGAGGAGGACUGGAGGAGGACUGGAGGUGGACUGGAGGUGGACUGGAGGAGGACUGGAGGAGGACUGGAGGAGGACUGGAGGAGGACUGGAGGUGGACUGGAGGAGGACUGGAGGUGGACUGGAGGAGGACUGGAGGUGGACUGGAGGUGGACUGGAGGUGGACUGGAGGAGGACUGGAGGUGGACUGGAGGUGGACUGGAGGUGGACUGGAGGUGGACUGGAGGUGGACUGGAGGUGGACUGGAGGAGGACUGGAGGUGGACUGGAGGUGGACUGGAGGUGGACUGGAGGAGGACUGGAGGUGGACUGGAGGUGGACUGGAGGCGGACUGGAGGCGGACUGGAGGUGGACUGGAGGUGGACUGGAGGAGGACUGGAGGUGGACUGGAGGUGGACUGGAGGUGGACUGGAGGAGGACUGGAGGUGGACUGGAGGUGGACUGGAGGCGGACUGGAGGCGGACUGGAGGAGGACUGGAGGUGGACUGGAGGUGGACUGGAGGUAGACUGGAGGUGGAUUGGAGGAGGACUGGAGGUGGACUGGAGGUGGACUGGAGGUGGACUGGAGGUGGACUGGAGGUGGACUGGAGGAGGACUGGAGGUGGACUGGAGGUGGACUGGAGGCGGACUGGAGGCGGACUGGAGGCGGACUGGAGGUGGACUGGAGGAGGACUGGAGGAGGACUGGAGGAGGACUGGAGGAGGACUGGAGGAGGACUGGAGGCGGACUGGAGGAGGACUGGAGGAGGACUGGAGGAGGACUGGAGGAGGACUGGAGGCGGACUGGAGGAGGACUGGAGGCGGACUGGAGGAGGAGGACUGGAGGAGGACUGGAGGAGGACUGGAGGUGGACUGGAGGUGGACUGGAGGUGGACUGGUGGACUGGAGGGGACUGGAGGUGGACUGGAGGAGGACUGGAGGAGGACUGGAGGCGGACUGGAGGAGGACUGGAGGAGGACUGGAGGAGGACUGGAGGCGGACUGGAGGAGGACUGGAGGAGGACUGGAGGUGGACUGGAGGUGGACUGGAGGAGGACUGGAGGAGGACUGGAGGAGGACUGGAGGAGGACUGGAGGUGGACUGGAGGAGGACUGGAGGUGGACUGGAGGAGGACUGGAGGUGGACUGGAGGUGGACUGGAGGUGGACUGGAGGAGGACUGGAGGUGGACUGGAGGUGGACUGGAGGUGGACUGGAGGUGGACUGGAGGUGGACUGGAGGUGGACUGGAGGAGGACUGGAGGUGGACUGGAGGUGGACUGGAGGUGGACUGGAGGAGGACUGGAGGUGGACUGGAGGUGGACUGGAGGCGGACUGGAGGCGGACUGGAGGUGGACUGGAGGUGGACUGGAGGAGGACUGGAGGUGGACUGGAGGUGGACUGGAGGUGGACUGGAGGAGGACUGGAGGUGGACUGGAGGUGGACUGGAGGCGGACUGGAGGCGGACUGGAGGAGGACUGGAGGUGGACUGGAGGUGGACUGGAGGUAGACUGGAGGUGGACUGGAGGAGGACUGGAGGUGGACUGGAGGUGGACUGGAGGUGGACUGGAGGUGGACUGGAGGUGGACUGGAGGAGGACUGGAGGUGGACUGUAGGUGGACUGGAGGCGGACUGGAGGCGGACUGGAGGUGGACUGGAGGUGGACUGGAGGAGGACUGGAGGAGGACUGGAGGAGGACUGGAGGAGGACUGGAGGCGGACUGGAGGAGGACUGGAGGAGGACUGGAGGAGGACUGGAGGAGGACUGGAGGAGGACUGGAGGAGGACUGGAGGAGGACUGGAGGCGGACUGGAGGAGGACUGGAGGAGGACUGGAGGAGGACUGGAGGAGGACUGGAGGUGGACUGGAGGUGGACUGGAGGUGGACUGGAGGUGGACUGGAGGAGGACUGGAGGUGGACUGGAGGAGGACUGGAGGAGGACUGGAGGCGGACUGGAGGUAGACUGGAGGUGGACUGGAGGAGGACUGGAGGUGGACUGGAGGAGGACUGGAGGUGGACUGGAGGUGGACUGGAGGCGGACUGGAGGCGGACUGGAGGUGGACUGGAGGAGGACUGGAGGUGGACUGGAGGAGGACUGGAGGAGGACUGGAGGCGGACUGGAGGAGGACUGGAGGAGGACUGGAGGAGGACUGGAGGCGGACUGGAGGAGGACUGGAGGAGGACUGGAGGAGGACUGGAGGAGGACUGGAGGUGGACUGGAGGUGGACUGGAGGUGGACUGGAGGUGGACUGGAGGAGGACUGGAGGUGGACUGGAGGAGGACUGGAGGAGGACUGGAGGUGGACUGGAGGAGGACUGGAGGUGGACUGGAGGAGGACUGGAGGUGGACUGGAGGUGGACUGGAGGAGGACUGGAGGAGGACUGGAGGAGGACUGGAGGUGGACUGGAGGUGGACUGGAGGUGGACUGGAGGAGGACUGGAGGUGGACUGGAGGUGGACUGGAGGAGGACUGGAGGAGGACUGGAGGAGGACUGGAGGAGGACUGGAGGAGGACUGGAGGUGGACUGGAGGUGGACUGGAGGUGGACUGGAGGAGGACUGGAGGUGGACUGGAGGAGGACUGGAGGUGGACUGGAGGAGGACUGGAGGUGGACUGGAGGAGGACUGGAGGGCUCCAGCCAGAGUGAAGUGUGUGUUCCUCAUUGA